This is a messenger RNA of Chaetomium globosum CBS 148.51, 2283 nucleotides long. RefSeq lists its product as uncharacterized. The transcript is spliced from 4 exons. The record is from RefSeq and is a predicted model, not a curated record. Gene Ontology annotation, biological process: protein deglycosylation; protein quality control for misfolded or incompletely synthesized proteins; carbohydrate metabolic process. NCBI's taxonomy places the organism in Eukaryota, Fungi, Ascomycota, Sordariomycetes, Sordariales, Chaetomiaceae. Bases 1 to 2283 code for a protein of 760 amino acids. Gene Ontology annotation, cellular component: cytosol; nucleus. Gene Ontology annotation, molecular function: carbohydrate binding; peptide-N4-(N-acetyl-beta-glucosaminyl)asparagine amidase activity.
AUGGCCUUGCUCCUCAUCUGGGGUUGGUUGACCCUAAUGGGCAAGGCGCAGGCCCGGGACGCCUUUGACCCUCUCGCAUACGUCGACCCGUUGAUCGGAGCCAGCAACGGCGGCAAUGUGUUUCCCGGCGCUUCAAUGCCAUAUGGUAUGGCCAAGGCUGUUGCCGACACCAACAGCGGGAGCAGGCAGGGCGGCUUCACUAUGGAUGGAUCCCCCGUGACAGGCUUCAGCACGAUGCACGACAGCGGUACCGGAGGCAGCCCCAGUUUGGGAAACUUUGCCCUCUUCGCCUAUACAAACUGCCCCAAAGGGGACAUCAACCAGUGUAGCUUUCCCAAGAAAACGCGUGCUGCGCAUGGGCGCUUCAAGAACAGCAACGUAUCGGCGAAGCCGGGGACUUUCGGGAUCACGCUAGACAGCGGCAUUCGAGCCGAGAUGACCACAACCCAUCACGCCUCGCUUUUCAGCUUCUCCUUCCCCAGUCUCGGGCCGGACAAUGAACCAGCUCAGCCCCUUAUUCUCCAGGAUCUCACAGACCUAGCUGACUCCAGGCAGGACAAUGCUACGGUCACUGUGGACCCCGUGACGGGCCGCAUAACUGGGAGUGCCCGCUUCCUGCCCAGCUUUGGCACCGGGACUUUUGUUUUGCAUUUCUGCACCGACUUCUCUGGCGCCGAUAUCGUGGACAGCGGCAUCUUUGUCGACAGCAGGGCCAGCACCGAGGUCCACGACAUCACCAUCUCGAGAUCCAUCAACGGCUACCCACUUCCGGGGGGUGCUUUUGUGAGGUUUAAUUCGGGUGCCGAGCCCAUACUUGUCCGGACUGCUACCAGCUUCAUCAGUGCCCAGCGAGCUUGUGAGCAUGGCGAGCGUGAGAUUCCGGACUUUGACUUCACUGCCGUCUCGGAGGCUGCAACAGAGGCAUGGAGGGAGAAGAUGAGCCCCAUCAGGGUGUCGACAAACCAGGUCGACGGCUCAAUCCUGUGGGACCAGUUCCGAUCACAGCUCCCUCUACUGGCCAUUACGGAUCCCUUGGCUCUGACUGACAUGGUUCGCUCGCUCAUUGACACCUACCGUCACUUGGGGUGGCUCCCCGAUUGUCGUAUGAGUCUGAACAAGGGCUACACUCAAUGGGACGAUGGAUAUGCCGCCGUUGUAAAGGAUGCCGAAGUCGAACCUUAUGACUGGUGCUGCGAAGGCCGGGGAGGCCUCGACAGCUGGAAGUCCCUCGGCUACAUCCCGGUCCAGGACUUCGACUACAAAGGCUUUGGUACCAUGACGAGAAGCGUCUCGCGGACGCUCGAGUACGCCUACAAUGAUUUCUGCAUUGCCCAGAUGGCCUCCAGCCUCGGCAAGGAGAGUGACAAACAGAAGUACAUCGAGUCUAGCGGCAACUGGGAGAAUCUCUUCAAAGCGGAUCAUGUCUCAAACUGGUGGAACGGCAGCGAAACCGGCUUCACAGGUUUUUUCCAACCCCGUUACCUCAACCAAACCUGGGGCUACCAGGACCCCCUGAACUGCAGCAACCUCGACUCUUUCAGCGUCUGCUCGCUGCAGAACACCGGCCGCGAGACUUUUGAAAGCAGCAUCUGGGAAUACGGAUUCUUCGUCCCCCACGACCAAGCCUCCCUCAUCACUCUCUACGGCGGCCCCACCGCCUUCAUCUCCCGGCUCAACUACCUGCACGACCACUCCAUAACCUACAUCAGCAACGAGCCCUCCUUCCUAACCGUCUUCCAAUACCACUACGCGGGGCGCCCUGCCCUCUCCGCCCUGCGCUCGCACUUCUACAUCCCGGCCUUCUUCUCCCCGACCCCCGGCGGCCUCCCCGGCAACGACGACAGCGGGGCGAUGGGCUCGUUCGUGGCCUUCGCCAUGAUGGGCCUGUUCCCCAACCCGGGCCAGGACGUGUACCUGAUCACGCCGCCGUUUUUCGAGGCCGUCCAUAUCACGCACCCGCUGACGGGGCGCACGGCGACGGUGCGGAAUGUGAAUUUUGACCCCGGGUAUGCGGCCGUGUAUGUGCAGAGUGCCACGCUGGAUGGGGAGCCGCAUACGCGCAACUGGGUCGAUCAUAGUUUCUUUACGGAGGGGAAGGAGCUGGUGUUGACGCUGGGGCGGAACGAGAGUUCGUGGGGUACCAGGGUGGAGGAUUUGCCGCCGAGUUUGGGGGAGUAUCAGGGGUUUGGGACUGGGGUUGGGGGGAACGGUUCGACUCGGAGGACGGCGGCCGGGGCGGGUUUGUGGAAGAGGGGGGUCCCUGGGAGUCAGUUUGGAGGGUAG